AUGACGAUCAGUUGUUUGCAUCCUGUUUUAAAAGUACCCAGUUCACUAAUUCCUGUUUCCUACGUGGCUGCUUCUUCUUUGUUGCAAAAUCUUCCAAAAGACCCAUGUAGAAUAUACUUCAUCAAAAAGACAAGACUUGGUGGUUGUAAGAGGAGAGAGGGGGUUAUUUGUGGCGCUGGUUUGAUGUUUCCAGUUGAUCCAUGGGCACCCAACAUUGAUUCACAGAGCAUUGCCUCUCAGCUUUUUGCUUUCUCUUUGUUUCCUUACCUUGGAUUCUUAUACUUCAUUACCAAAUCCAAGUCUGCUCCUAAGCUCACCCUCUUUGGUUUCUACUUCUUGCUUGCCUUUGUUGGGGCUACAACAAAGGUGCAUUAUGGUACUUCCUUGUCUAAUGUGGAUUGGCUGCAUGGCGGGGCUGAGUCACUUCUCACCCUAACCAACUUAUUCAUUGUCUUGGGACUAAGACAAGCUCUUAAGAAUGCAAGAGAUCCCAAAAAAAGUUCAUCAGAUUCUGUUCCAGCAAUCGAAGAGGAAAAGAAGUCUUCUGUUUAG
Dovyalis caffra is the source of this 552-nucleotide messenger RNA. NCBI's taxonomy places the organism in Eukaryota, Viridiplantae, Streptophyta, Magnoliopsida, Malpighiales, Salicaceae. The record is from the annotation of a GenBank genome assembly.